Molecule: messenger RNA, 1002 nt
Organism: Elaeis guineensis (African oil palm)
Lineage: Eukaryota; Viridiplantae; Streptophyta; Magnoliopsida; Arecales; Arecaceae
Source: RefSeq, a predicted model, not a curated record
CUAGAGUCGAUGUUGUCGGGAUCUUUGCUGAGAUUUCAUUAGCUUCACGACAUAUUCCAUGACUUAUCAGAUGAUGAGACCAUGCAGAGGCAUGCUCGAGCAUUUAUUCUUUGCCUUAUCGUUGGCCAUCUGUUCACCAGUAAGUCUGAUUCCCACGUGCAGUUGUUGUAUUUACUCCCACUACAUGUUCUCCACGCAUGUGGACAGUUGAGUUGGGGCAGCGCUAUCUUAGCCAUCUUGUAUCAUGAGCUCUGCAGGACCAUUAGACCAGAUGCACGUGAGAUAGCUGGACCAUUAGUGUUACUACAGCUUUGGGUGUGGGAGCACUUACAUGUUGGAUGGCUAGAUAGAGUGCUCCCUAAGGUAGGAGCCCACCAACCGGUGGUGGGAGGUGAUGUAGUAGGACAUGGCUUGAUAGAUGAGGAUGAUGCUGGUUUUGAGGGCUCAUUUGGCGGCAUACAGUACGACCAGACUGAUCUACUAGCAUGCAGAUGAAGGACUCGACUGAUUGGUGCUAGCAAUCCGAUGCCGCACACAGUCAUAUACUAUAUAGAUCAGCUUGACUAGCAGCGCGACGAUCAAAUAGUGUGGGUGCCUUACACACUAGAGAUAUUAGCCGCAUUGUCCGAGAUAUGCCGAUCAAAUCAGUAUGUAUGAAGGACAUGCGCACCUCUAAUUUGCUUCAGUAUCAUGAAGAUCUAUUGUCCGGAGUGUGUGAUGCGAUAAUUUGGCAUACAUCAGGACGUCCCCCCACCAUGCGCACUCGUGACGGUCUCCGUAGUUUUGAUCGAUGAGGGCGGCAUCGCCACGAUUGAGGUAGAGAGCAUCGGGAGCAUAUUGACGUAUGGAAGCGGUGGGAGGAUUUGAUUGUGGAUGGUCCAUCCAUGCUCCCCAUGAUGGAUUAUUAUAAUCCAUAUUUGGUGUGGUAUAGGAGCAUGACUAAGCGAUUCAUCUCGCCAUUGAUGAGUGAGCAGCACGAGAUGAGGUUCCAUCCUUCGGACA